AUGCGCUCCCGCACGCGCACUCUCUCGCACAUUCUCUCUCUCUCAUGCGCUCUCUCGCGCGCUCUCUUGCGCGCUCUCUCACUCGCUCUCUCGCUCGCACUCUCACUCGCCCUCUCACGCGCUCUCUCACAUGCUCUCCCACGCAAUCUCUCAUGGGCUCUCACGCAUUCCAUCGCACUCCCUCUCGCGCACUCUCUUGCACAUUCUCUCUCUCACGCGCUCUCUCACGCGCUCUUUCAUGCAAUCUAUUACGCGGUCCUUCACGCGCUCUCUCACGCGCUCUCUCACGCACUCUCUCACGCACUCUCUCACGCGCUCUCUGACACGCGCUGUCUCACGUGCUCUCUCACGUACUCUCUCAUGCACUCUCUCACGCACUCUCUCACGCGCUCUCUCAUGGGCUCUCACGCACUCCCUCACGUGCUCUCUCUCGCGCACUCUCUUGCGCAUUCCCUCGGUCACGCGCUCUUUCUCGCGCACUCCCACGCGCCUCUUACGCGCACUCCCACGCGCUCUCUUACUCGCUCCCUCACGCGCUCUCUCACGCGCUCUCUCACGCGCUCUCUCACGCGCUCUCUCACGCGCUCCCUCACGCGUUCUCUCACAUGCAAUCUCUUACGCGGUCCUUCACGCGCUCUCUCACGCUCUCUCACGCACUCUCUCACGCACUCUCUCACGCGCUCUCUGACACGUGCUCUCUCACGCGCUCUCUCACGCGCUCUCUCUCGCGCACUCUCUUGCGCAUUCCCUCGCUCUCUCACGCGCUCUCUCACGCGCACUCUCACGCGCACUCGCUCUCUCACGCGCUCCCUCACGCGCUCUCUCACGUGCUCUUUGAUGCAAUCUCUUACGCGGUCCUUCACGCGCUCUCUCACGCUCUCUCACGCACUCUCUCACGCACUCUCUCACGCGCUCUCUGACACGUGCUCUCUCACGCGCUCUCUCACGCGUUCUCUCACGCGCACUCUCACGCGCACUCGCUCUCUCACGCGCUCUCUCACGCACUCUCUCAUGCACUCUCGCACGCGCUCUCUGACACGUGCUCUCUCACGCGCUCUCUCACGCGCUCUCUCACGCGCUCUCUCACGCGCACUCUCACGCGCACUUGCUCUCUCACGCGCUCCCUCACACCCUCUCUCACACACUCUCUCACGCGUUCCCUCACGCGCUCUCUCACGCGCACUCUCACGCGCUCUCACGCGCUUGCGCUCUCUCACUCGCACUCUCACGCGCACUCUCACGCGCACUCUCACGCGCACUUUCACACGCACUCUCACGCGCUCUCACACGCCCCCUCACGCGCUCUCUCACGCACUCUCUCACGCUCUAUCUCACACACUCUCUCACGCGCUCUCUCACGUGCUCCCUCACGCACUCUCUCAUGCGCUCUCGCAUGCGCACUCUCACGCGCUCUCUCACAUGCUCUCUCACGCAAUCUCUCAUGCGCUCUCUCACGGGCUCUCACGCAUUCCGUCGCACUCCCUCUCGCACACUCUCUUGCGCAUUCUCUCUCUCAUGCGCUCUCAUGCACACUCUCUCGCACACUCUCACGGGCUCUCUCACGUGCUCUUGAAUGCAAUCUUUUACGCGGUCCUUCACGCGCUCUCUCACGCGCUCUCUCAUGCACUCUCUCACGCACUCUCUCACUCACUCUCUGACACGUGCUCAAUCACACGCUCUCUCACGCGCUCUCUCACGCGUACUCUCACGCGCUCUCGCUCUCUCACACGCUCCCUCACGCGCUCUCUCACGCACUCUCUCACGCGCUCCCUCACGCGCUCUCUCACGCGCACUCUCACGCGCUCUCUGAUGCGCUCGCGCUCUCUCAUGCACUCGUGCUCUCUCACUCGCACUCUCACGCACACUCUCACGCGCACUUUCACACGCACUCUCACGCGCUCUCACACGCUCCCUCACGCGCUCUCUCACGCACUCUCUCACGCUCUAUCUCACACACUCUCUCACGCGCUCUCUCACGUGCUCCCUCACGCACUCUCUCACGCGCUCUCGCAUGCGCACUCUCACGCGCUCUCUCACAUGCUCUCUCACGCAAUCUCUCAUGCGCUCUCUCACGGGCUCUCACGCAUUCCGUCGCACUCCCUCUCGCACACUCUCUUGCGCAUUCUCUCUCUCACGCGCUCUCUCAUGCACACUCUCUCGCACACUCUCACGCGCUCUCUCACGUGCUCUUUGAUGCAAUCUCUUACGCGGUCCUUCACGCGCUCUCUCACGCACUCUCUUGCGCACUCUCUCACGCGCUCUCUGACACGUGCUCUCUCACGCGCUCUCUCACGCGCUCUCUCACGCGCUCUCUCACGCGCACUCUCACGCGCACUCGCUCUCUCACACGCUCCCUCACACGCUCUCUCACGCACUCUCUCACGCGCUCCCUCACGCGCUCUCUCACGCGCACUCUCACGCGCUCUCUCAUGCGCUCGCGCUCUCUCAUGCACUCGUGCUCUCUCACUCCCACUCUCACGCGCACUCUCACGCGCACUUUCACACGCACUCUCACGCGCUCUCACACGCUCCCUCACGCGCUCUCUCACGCACUCUCUCACGCUCUAUCUCACACACUCUCUCACGCGCUCUCUCACGUGCUCCCUCACGCACUCUCUCACGCGCUCUCGCAUGCGCACUCUCACGCGCUCUCUCACAUGCUCUCUCACGCAAUCUCUCAUGCGCUCUCUCACGGGCUCUCACGCAUUCCGUCGCACUCCCUCUCGCACACUCUCUUGCGCAUUCUCUCUCUCACGCGCUCUCUCAUGCACACUCUCUCGCACACUCUCACGCGGUCCUUCACGUACUCUCUCACGCACUCUCUCACGCGCUCUCUCACGCGCUCUCUCACGGGCUCUCAUGCACUCCCUCACAUGCUCUCUCUCACGCACUCUCUUGCGCAUUCCCUCUGUCACGCGCUCUUUCUUGCGCACUCCCACGCGCUCUCUCACGCGCACUCCCACGCGCUCUCUUAUGCGCUCUCUGACGCACUCCCUCACACGCUCUCUCACGCGCUCUCUCACGCGCUCUCUCACGCGCACUCUCACGCGCUCUCUCACGCGCACUCGCACUCUCACGCGCUCCUUCACUCGCUCUCUCACGCGCUCCCUCACGCGCUCUCUCACGCGCUCCCUCACGCGCUCUCUCACGCGCACUCUCACGCGCUCUCUCACUCGCACUCUCACGCGCACUCUCACGCGCACUCUCACGCGCACUCUCACACGCACUCUCACGCGCUCUCACACGCUCCCUCACGCGCUCUCUCACGCACUCUCUCACUUGCGCCCUCACGCGCUCUCUCACGCACUCUCUCACUUGCGCCCUCACGCGCUCUCUCACGCACUCUCUCACGCGCUCUCGCACGCGCUCUUGCAUGCGCACUCUCACGCGCUCCCGUGCACACGUUCCCCCUCGCGCUCCUCUUCUUUAAAUAGAAGUGCAAUGCAAGAGGAAACGAAUUGA
This is a messenger RNA of Closterium sp. NIES-65, 3462 nucleotides long. NCBI's taxonomy places the organism in Eukaryota, Viridiplantae, Streptophyta, Zygnematophyceae, Desmidiales, Closteriaceae. The record is from the annotation of a GenBank genome assembly.